Pseudo-nitzschia multistriata is the source of this 1339-nucleotide messenger RNA. Lineage: Eukaryota; Bacillariophyta; Bacillariophyceae; Bacillariales; Bacillariaceae. The record is from the annotation of a GenBank genome assembly.
CUCAUGAUCGAUGAAAGUGACAAGUCUUGUACCGUGCAAGCAAUCUCAUUUGUUGAUCAUUCGGCGACGAGAAUGACUCGGCCGAUACUACCUUCUCGGAUUCUGAAACUGGUUGUCGUUGUAUCGGUAGCCCUAUUGAAAUUUACCGACGUGACUGUCGAUGCGUUUGCAUCCUUUUCGACCCGGGGAUCGAUUUUGCAUUCGUCCCUCCACCAUGGCAGUGAUCACCGGUGCCGAAGCACCCUGAACAAGUUGUCGGCCCGGCUUUGGGCUCAAAGCCAGCAAAUAACCAUUCGCGACUGGCGCUCGAACGGUAACGAACCCGAAUCUAUUUACGAACUUCUGUUGGAGCAAAGAAGAGAGCAGGCCCAGACGACCAACGAUGACUUUGAUCCCGAAGGAUCCCUUGAAUUAGAUGUGUUGAAUCGACUCUGUCUGCAGGAAUCGUAUUCGAAAGAGGACGGUGGGUGCUUUUUGGUAGCCGUGGCAGGGGAUUGCAACGAUCACAACGACGACGACGAAAACGGCGACAAGCGAAAAUCAUCCAUCGUGGGGACGCUGGGUAUGAUAACCGGCACCCAGGUCGUGUACCAAUCAUCCGGAUCAUCCGUGUCAGAACCCGAGGUCGCCGCAGCGAUUCGACGUGUGUGUUCAUCGUGGUCGGAGGAUGAAGACGAUGGCACUGCCAAACAAGGGUUGACGAAGCAGGUGUCUACGACAACUCUUCUGGAGGACUUGAUCCGAGAAGGCGAACAACGCGCCAUUCAAUCAGGGGCGACCCGUAUAAUUGGACUCGCAUACCCAGAAACGACGGGAGCAGCCGGCGAGAAAGCGAGGGUAGCAAAGCCAUCCACUGAUCUUUUCGAAUCACUCGGGUAUCGAAGAUCUGACCAGCAGUUGCCCGGAGUCAAGACUCUACAAUACGAAAAGAAACUAUCUCGAAACGAGGCAUUGGCAAAUUCCAAUGCAGUUCUUACCGAAUCGAGUGUAGAGCGAUGGAUAUUGCCAGCAGCAAUCGUCGGGUUGGUCUCGCUGGGAUACCUUGUAUUCAACUUGUAUAGCAACGUGUUUGGCAUCGAACAACUUUGGGGGUCGAGUGACAAUGCCGGAAUAGGUACUUCGUUGUCAACGCAGAAUCUCCAAGACCUCAUUCGAGACGAAAAGCUAGGACGCUCCGGACUUGAUGACGGUAUUAGUUCUUAUGCUUCCACAAGACAGUGGGAGGAUUUGUCACCCGAAGAGCUUCGGGAAGAGCAGGCUCUUAUGAAGGUGAUCCAGGGACAGUCGAUUCGAUUUAAAUAAUAGGAAAAGCAGCAAGUUCAUGCCGAUGAAUUACAUU